CAGUGUAGUCGAUCACCGAUAUCUGUCAUCGUCGGCUCCGGUAACCCGCAGAGACAAGGCAGCUGGGGUGACACGAACAGACAACAACAACAAAAGAAAACAGCCUCCUGGACCAGCUGUUUAACCAGCGGAUGUUAUGGCUGACAGUGAGGAUAUAUUUCUCAGGGCAAAACAGCGGACAUUCAGCGGACUGACUGAAGAUGUGGAACAUGAGUGGAGGGGUCCGUUUUACUUCAUUCAAGCCGCAGACCCCCAGCUUGGUCUAAUGAAGGCCUGGAAAGAUGGUGAUUGUGAUGGUGGAGGGGACGAAUGGGCUGAGGAGGUAGAGCUCACUAAGCAAGCCGUGGAGGCCGUAAACCACCUUCAGCCAAGGCCGAGGUUCAUGGUGCUGUGUGGUGACCUGGUCCAUGCCAUGCCAGACACUCCAUUCAGAGAAGGUCAGGAGCGGGACCUGAAGGCAGCCCUGAAGGGGAUGGAUCCCUCCAUCCCACUGGUUUUUGUCAGUGGGAACCAUGACCUUGGCAACACUCCCAAUGAUAGGACAGUGGAGCAGUACUGCACUGCAUGGGGUGAUGACUAUUUCAGCUUCUGGGUGGGUGGUGUCCUCUGCCUGGUUCUGAACUCCCAGUUGUUCUAUGAUGCCUCUGCCUGUCCUGAGCUAAAGGAAGCCCAGGAGAUAUGGCUGGAGGAGCAGCUGAACAAAGCUUCCUCAGCCACGGAGCUCAAACCCAAACACAUCUUGGUGUUCCAGCAUAUUCCUCUGUAUCUUAAGAACCCUGAUGAGGAGGAUGACUACUUCAACUUGCAGAGGAUAGUCAGACAAAACUUGCUGGACAAGUUCAAGAAGGCAGGGGUGAAAGCGGUCUUCUCUGGGCACUAUCACCGGAACGCCGGCGGUUGCCACGGAGGCCUGGAUAUGGUGGUGAGCUCGGCCAUCGGCUGCCAGCUGGGCGAGGACACCCACGGCGUCAGGGUGGUGGUGGUGACCGACAGCGAUGUGGUCCAUCGCUACUACAGCUUGGAGCAGCUGAGAAUGCAGGGUGUGGAUGAGGACCUCAGAAAGCUACUGCAAGCCUGAGCAUCAGAGAAGAACCAGCAACUAUAGGUCUCAUCAGAAACAACAAGCUGGAAUGUUUUUUCCCUCAGUAUUGGGUCCUUGUUCCACAGUUUUUGGAGAUUGACCCAUUGAUCAUCAGACAAGUCCCAGAUGCUAAAUUUAUUGAAAUAGUUUGUCCCCUGCUUAUCACUUGCUCCAAAACUGAGCAAAACAUUGUCAUACACUGCCUUAAAUGAUACAGGGUGACUUUAUUUUUGCUGGGUUUAUUCUGUAGGCUAUGUAAUGUUCCCUCUUUUUUUGUAUUUGCUUCUUACUUAUCAUAAAAGUCAGAAACAAUAUAGAAGUUGACCAACGGCCCAAUCUCCAGGAAUUCUGUGGAUUAAUUAAGGAGUCAAUAUGUAAGAUUCGCAUAUGCUUUAUGUGCUUAUGUGAAGUUGUGUUGCAGUUUUUCCCUGGAAACCGGUUGGUUUGUUGACGCUGGCAUUACUAAACAAACACAUGUACAUUUGACAUCUCUAUCAAUGUGGUCAAUGUGAUUGGUAUUUCAAUAUGUAGUCAACAACCCAGUACAUUUAAGAUACAUAUGGAGCAACUACUGAUGCAAUACAAUGCAAUUCAUCCCUACUGUGAUGUGGUACAGUUUUAUACAGUUUGAAUCCACAAUGCUGUAAAAUUCAAUAGAUAGUUUAAUUUGACAGAGGAAGCCACUGAAUAAAUAAUAAUUUUACU
Sphaeramia orbicularis (orbiculate cardinalfish) is the source of this 1786-nucleotide messenger RNA. It is a transcript of the gene cpped1, whose product is annotated as calcineurin-like phosphoesterase domain containing 1. The record is from RefSeq and is a predicted model, not a curated record. Gene Ontology annotation, molecular function: hydrolase activity. NCBI's taxonomy places the organism in Eukaryota, Metazoa, Chordata, Actinopteri, Kurtiformes, Apogonidae. The transcript has 6 exons. Bases 137 to 1078 code for a protein of 313 amino acids.